AGCUACAAAAUCGCAAUACCAUAGGUUACAGAUUACUGGAUUGCUUCAGUGUAAUACGACAAAUUCUGGCUUGUUAUGACGUGUGCUUUAGUGAAGGAUUCCACCACAAAUCUCCUCCUUAAAGUCGCCCUCUUGUCGAAAAUAAGCAUCAUAUUUUAUUUUUUUUUCGAAAGAUUAAAAGUAAACACAAUAUAACCAACAUUUAACACGACGUAUCCAGAUAGGACUCAGCCAGAUUCGAGAUCUAACAUAGAUACUAGCGUAUCUAUCCUACCAACUUUUUCGGCUCCCCCACAUGGAAAUAGGGCGCCUUUAGAUAAGGACUACGACGAUUCUAAAGUCCAGGGGUCUAUAUAUACUCGGAUACUCCCGACCCUCGAGCCUCCAGAUCCCGCCGGCGAGCUAAGAAAGCCCGGAGCCGGAGCUCCACAAGCCCCAUUGCAACCAUUGCUAUGGCUUUCAAGAUGGCAAGCGAGGGGAUGAGAGUGACGGAGGAGUGCCGGCAGUCGUUCAUGGCCAUGAAGUGGAAGCGGGUUCACCGAUACGUCGUGUACAAGAUCGACGAGAGGUCGAGAUCUGUGAUGGUGGAUAGGGUGGGAGGUCCUGGCGAGGGAUACGAAGAGCUUGCUGCCUCCCUCCCAAACGACGACUGCCGCUAUGCUGUCUUCGACUUCGACUUUGUCGUCGACAAAUGCCGGAAGAGCAAAAUCUUCUUUAUCACCUGGUCUCCAACUGCGUCAAGGGUAAGAGCAAAGAUGCUGUAUGCCACCUCAAAACAAUGGCUGAGGAGGGCGCUCGACGGAGUCUGUUAUGAGGUGCAGGCCACGGAUCCCACUGAGAUGGGGUUUGAUGAUGUUAUCAGAAAACGGGCCCAAUGAGCAGCUAAAACUGCUUGCUGACUGUGCUUCUCUCCUUCCUUAUUAAAUAUGUCAAACUUCUUAUGUACAUAUCAAAACUUCAUGUCACCAUUAGAUUCUCACCAAGGAGGGAGCCUGGUAACCUACCCUUCGUCAUUUCUAUUAAUAUGGUCUGCUUGUAUUGUUGUGAUGUGAGAAAGAAAAUAAAGACAAGCAGGGCUGUUAGUUCUCUCUUCGAAAUAUAAGUUAAUCAAAAGUACUAAUGCACCGGAGAGCUUUCUGAGCUUUUCUAGGUGCGAUCAUACCAGUACUAAUGGACCGGAUUCUAGGCUGCGUAUUUUUUCCCCAAGCAAACCUAGGCCUGGCUUGAAAAAUAACUGGACCAACAGGGCAUAAAUCGUUUUGUAGGCAAGCCCAAAGACCAGGCUUGGGCCACAUCCAAAAUAUUAGAGUGCUUUUAGGCAUAAAAGAGGAAGAAUUUGAAAUAUUUGAUCGAUAAGU
Phoenix dactylifera (date palm) is the source of this 1358-nucleotide messenger RNA. RefSeq names its product actin-depolymerizing factor 5-like. Gene Ontology annotation, molecular function: actin binding. Gene Ontology annotation, cellular component: actin cytoskeleton. Gene Ontology annotation, biological process: actin filament depolymerization. The record is from RefSeq and is a predicted model, not a curated record. NCBI's taxonomy places the organism in Eukaryota, Viridiplantae, Streptophyta, Magnoliopsida, Arecales, Arecaceae.